Molecule: messenger RNA, 193 nt
Organism: Dentiscutata heterogama
Lineage: Eukaryota; Fungi; Glomeromycota; Glomeromycetes; Diversisporales; Gigasporaceae
Source: the annotation of a GenBank genome assembly
AUGAGUACUAAUUCUUCGAAUUCUGUAAUUGAUCAUAAGGAUAAUAAUGGAAUCUAUGAAUGUGAGAAAAGUGAUUCAUUAACGAGUACCCAUUCAGAUAAUUAUGUAAAUUCACCAUUCCAAAAAAAAGGAAAAGAACCCUCAACUGUGUGGAAACAUUUUGUUAAAAUUAAAAAGUCUGGAAAACGGAAGU